AUGGUCAUUCGGGACCCCGGUCUGGCGGCCCAAUCAUGGAAAAACAAAUUCAACAACCUUUAUUUAUUAAAAAAUCAUUUUUUAGAGACUAUUUGGACUAUUGUUCCUAUAUUUAUUUUAAUUUUUAUUUGUUUUCCUUCUUUGAAGAUUUUAUAUUAUAUGGAUGAAUUAUUAAAUCCUUAUUUUUCUAUUAAAGCUGUUGGUCAUCAAUGAUAUUGAUCUUAUGAAUAUCCAGAAUUUAAUAAUUUAGAGUUUGAUUCUUAUAUGGCUUCUUAUAUAUUAAUUGAUCAGUUUCGUUUAUUGGAUGUUGAUAAUCGUUUAAUUGUUCCUUUUGGUGUUCCUAUUCGGUUGGUUGUUACUUCAGCUGAUGUUAUUCAUUCUUGAGCUUUGCAGUCUUUGGGGAUUAAAAUUGAUUCUGUUCCUGGUCGUAUUAAUCAGGUUAAUUUAUAUUCUAGUCGUCCUGGUUUGUUUUUUGGUCAGUGUUCUGAAAUUUGUGGUAUAAAUCAUAGAUUUAUACCUAUUGUUUUAGAGAGAACAACUUAUAAGUUUUUUACUGAUUGAGUUAACAAGGGAUAG
This is a messenger RNA of Habropoda laboriosa, 576 nucleotides long. RefSeq names its product cytochrome c oxidase subunit 2-like. Gene Ontology annotation, cellular component: membrane. The transcript has 3 exons. NCBI's taxonomy places the organism in Eukaryota, Metazoa, Arthropoda, Insecta, Hymenoptera, Apidae. The record is from RefSeq and is a predicted model, not a curated record. Gene Ontology annotation, biological process: ATP synthesis coupled electron transport. Gene Ontology annotation, molecular function: cytochrome-c oxidase activity; copper ion binding.